CAAAAAGGACAAAAUAAUAAAAAAACAAAGAAAAGAAGGAGACGUGCUUUUGGCUCCUUAAACGGCGAAUCCCUCUGUCAGGAAGAAAGAAAAAGAAAAGAAAAAAGAACAAAACAAUCAAAGACUUGCUCUCAACUUCUUCUCGUUUACAUUUCUUGAUCGAAUUUUGCCUAAUCAGCUUCCUCUUCCACUCAUCUACACAGUACACUGGCGAUGCUACCAGCAAUUGAUCCUCUAAAACGCUGAUCUGAGAAUCUAAUUCAUCUCCUCAAGAUGUUGGAAGAUCAGGUGGCGAAUCUAUUGCAGAGGUACCUGGGCAAUUACGUCCACGGCCUCAGUAAAGAAGCUCUAAAGAUUAGUGCCUGGAAAGGUGAUGUGGAGCUAACAAAUAUGCAACUGAAGCCAGAGGCACUCAAUGCAUUACAGUUGCCUGUGAAGGUUAAAGCAGGAUUUCUUGGAUCAGUGAAGCUUAAGGUUCCAUGGAGCAGGCUUGGCCAGGAUCCUGUUUUAGUUUACCUGGAUCAAAUUUUUUUAUUGGCAGAACCUGCAACACAAGUUGAGGGACGUAGUGAGGAUGCAGUCCAAGAAGCAAAGAGAAGUCGUGUACGGGAAAUGGAAAUGAAGCUAUUGGAGCGAGCACAAUUAUUGAAAUCAGAAGUGAAUACGACGUGGUUGGGGUCCCUUAUCAACACCAUAAUUGGGAAUCUGAAGCUUUCAAUUUCGAAUAUCCAUAUCAGAUAUGAAGACCUUGAAAGCAAUCCUGGCCACCCAUUUGCUGCUGGUUUAUCCUUAGGGAGACUCUCUGCUGUGACGGUAGACGAUAAUGGAAUGGAAACUUUUGUAAUUGGGGGUACUCUGGACCGGGUUCAGAAGUCUGUUGAACUUGAUCAACUUGCUAUUUAUCUGGAUUCUGAUAUAUCACCAUGGUAUAUUAGCAAACCAUGGGAGAACUUGCGUCCUUCUGAGUGGGUUCAGGUUUUUAGGUUUGGUACAAAAGAUGGUAAACCGUCAGAUUCUAUAAUGAAAAAGCACUCAUACAUUCUGCAACCAGUGACUGGAAAUGCUAAGUACUCAAAGUUGAGGUCGAAUGAAUCUGUUAAUGGAGGCCAGCCUCUCCAGAAAGCAGAAGUGAACUUGGAUGAUGUGACACUCUGUUUGUCAAAGGAUGGAUACAGGGAUAUUUUAAAAUUAGCUGACAAUUUUGCUGCAUUUAAUCAACGCUUAAAAUAUGCUCAUUAUCGUCCUUUGGUGCCAGUAAAAUAUAAUACACGGUUGUGGUGGAAUUAUGCAUACAGAGUUGUCUCUGACCAAUUGAAGAAGGCAAGUGGGAAGUUAUCCUGGGAGCAGGUACUAAGAUAUGCAAGUUUACGUAAGAGAUAUAUCUCUCUAUAUGCUUCUCUGCUGAAGUCUGACCCAAAGCGGGCAAUAAUAGAUGACAACAAAGAAAUUGAGGAGCUGGACCGUGAACUUGACAUUGAACUCAUACUACAGUGGAGGAUGUUGGCUCACAAGUUUGUGGAGCGGUCAAUGGAAUCAGAACUUGACUCGAUGAAACAGAAAGCAAAGAAAUCAUGGUGGUCAUUUGGAUGGAGCAGUCAAUCUUUCAAAGAUGAAAGCGAACAAUUUCGUUUCAGUGAUGAGGACUGGGAUCAACUUAACAAACUGAUAGGUUAUAAGGAAGGUGAUGAUGGGCAGUCAGUAAUAUUCAAUGAGAAGAUGGAUGCUCUUCAUACUUAUUUGGAGGUUCACAUGCAACAUAAUGCUUCAAAGCUUGUUGAGGACCACAAGUGUCUUGCUGAAUUAUCUUGUGAUGGUUUUGAUUGCUCCAUUAAGCUUUACCCAGAAACAAAGGUUUUUGACAUGAAACUGGGGUCCUAUCAGUUAUCAUCACCAAACGGUCUUCUCGCCCAGAGUGCAACUGCUUUGGACUCUCUAAUUGGUGCCUUCUGUUAUAAGCCUUUUGAUGCUAAGGUGGACUGGAGCAUGGUUGUCAAAGCUUCUCCAUGUUACAUGACCUACUUGAAGGAUGCCAUUCAUGAGAUUAUCAAAUUUUUUGAGAGCAACCAUUCUGUCAGUCAAACUAUUGCACUGGAAACAGCUGCUGCUGUGCAGAUGACCAUUGAUGGAGUCAAGCGCACUGCUCAACAACAAGUGAACAGAGCUUUGAAAGAUCAAGCAAGGUUUCUGUUGGACUUGGACAUUGCGGCUCCAAAAAUUACAAUUCCUACUGAAUUUCGUCCUAACAACGUCCAUGCAACAAAACUUUUGCUAGACUUGGGAAAUUUGGUGAUUCGCUCACAGGAUGACAAUAAAAGGAGACCAUCUGAGGAGCUCAAUAUGUACUUGCAGUUUGAUUUGGUUUUGAGUGACAUCUCUGCCUUUUUGGUUGAUGGUGACUACAACUGGAGUCAAGCCCCUUUGCGCAAGUCUGCUGAUUCUGGCAAAUCAAAUGGUGUUAGCUUCUUGCCUGUUAUUGAUAAGUGUGGAGUAAUUGUAAGGCUUCAACAGAUUCGAUUAGAAAACCCAUCCUAUCCUUCCACAAGACUAUCUGUGCGGUUGCCGUCAUUAGGGUUUCACUUUUCUCCUGCACGGUACCAUCGGUUGAUGCAGGUAGCAAGGAUGUUUCAGGAUGAGGAUGCUGAGAAUUCAAGUCUUCUUUGUUUUUGGGAUCAAGCGGACUUUGAAGGGUGGUUGCAUCUUCUUAUUCGAAAGGGCGUGGCAAAUAGGGCAGCUGAAUGGCAGCGUCGAUACCUCUGCUUAGUUGGGCCUUUUCUUUAUUUAUUGGAAGACUCUAGUUCUAAAUCUUACAAACAGUAUCUCAGUUUGCGAGGAAAACAAUUAUAUCAACUUCCAGCUGAAUUGGUUGGUGGUAUGCAUCAUGUAUUGGCCAUCUGUGAUACUGGACGUCCUGUUAACAAGGUUGUAGAAGAUGUGAAUUCAGUAAUACUGCUAUGUGAUUCUGGUGAUUCACGGAGAAAUUGGCAAAGCCGCCUGCAGAGGGCUAUAUAUAGUGCUUCAGGUUCAGCACCUAUUACUGGUCUUUCUGAAACUUCAUCAGAUUCCGAGAGCUCAGAAAUGGGACUCAAUAGCAACACUGAUACAAGUGAUGCAUUGGAGAUGGAACGUGUUUUUUUAACAGGAGUUCUUGAUGAACUAAAGUUUUGCUUCAAUUACAAUCGUCAGCAUGACCUGAGUUUUCUAAAGGUGCUUCUUUCUGAAGAGAUUCCUUUAUUUGAAUUUCGAGCAAUUGGUGGCCAGGUUGAGUUGUCAAUUAGAGAAAAUGACAUGUUCAUUGGCACUGUUUUGAAAUCUUUGGAGAUUGAAGAUUUAGUUUGUUGCAAUGGCAUUUCUCGGUCUUCUUUCCUAGCAAGAUCAUUCAUCCGAAGUGAAGAGCAUUCGUCAUCACUUGAACAGGCUGGGAGUAAGAGCUUUAACAACAAUAAUGUCACACCUAGUGAAGGUGAGGACAAGUUCUACGAAGCAUCAGAGGAUUUGGUUGAUCCUGAGUGUUUGGCUUCCCCAAUUUCACAUCCAUUCGAAGAUGCCUUGUUGAAGCUUCCCACUUUUACUCGAAUCAGUGGCUUACUACCUGUUGAUACUGUUCAAAAUCGCAUGGAGGAUGUUGAACUAACUGAUACCUUAGAUAGUUUUGUGAAAGCUCAGAUAAUUAUCUACGACCAGAACUCUUCUCUAUAUAAUAAUAUUGACAUGCAGGUAUCAGUGAUGCUAGCUACUUUGUCAUUUUUCUGCCGCAGACCCACAAUUCUUGCCAUCAUGGAGUUUGUCAAUGCUAUUAGUGUUGAAGAAGGAAAUAGUGAAUCUGGCAGUGGUAAUUAUUCAGCAUUGAUGGUUGAGCAUGACGAUAUUAGAGGAGUGGUUGAUGACCAAAAUUUGUCAACGAUCGAGGACCCUGUUGUUAAGGGUUUGCUGGGGAAGGGAAAAUCUAGAAUUAUUUUCAAUAUAGUGUUGAAUAUGGCCCGUGCUCAGAUUAUGUUGAUGAAUGAAAAUGAAACUAAGUUAGCGUCUUUGUCCCAAGAUAAUUUACUUACAGAUAUCAAGGUAUUUCCAAGCUCUUUUAGUAUAAAAGCAGCUCUGGGAAAUCUAAGAAUAAGUGAUGAGAGUCUUCCUAGCAACCAUGCAUAUUUCUGGAUCUGUGAUAUGAGAAAUCCAGGGGGAAGCUCAUUUGUUGAGCUGGUUUUUGCUUCAUUUAGUGUUGAUGACGGAGACUAUGAAGGUUAUGAAUAUAGCCUUUUUGGCCAGCUUUCAGAAGUGCGCAUUGUCUAUUUGAAUCGAUUCGUGCAGGAGAUUGUUAGUUACUUUAUGGGUCUAUCUCCCAACAAUUCAAAGGGUCUUGUUAAAUUAAAUGAUCAAGUGACAAAUUCUGGGAAGUCAUUUACAACCAGUGAAAUUGAAGGAUCACCUGCUCUGAAGUUGGACAUUUCACUUAGGAAGCCAAUAAUAUUGAUGCCUAGAAGAACAGAUAGUCCUGACUACUUGAAGCUGGAUGUGGUUCAAAUAACUGUGCAGAACACCUUCCAUUGGUUUUAUGGUGACAAGAGUGAGAUGAGUGCUGUCCAUUUGGAAUUGCUAAUGAUUCAGGUUGAGGACAUCAAUUUAAAUGUCGGUAUUGGGACAGAAUUAGGUGAAAGCAUAAUUCAAGAUGUCAAGGGGGUUUCCAUUGGCAUUCGAAGGUCACUUAGAGACUUGUUGCAUCAAAUACCAAUUGUAGAAGCAACAAUCAAGAUAGAAGAUUUAAAAGCGGUUCUAUCUAAUAGGGAGUACCAGAUUAUUACUGAAUGUGCGCUGUCUAAUAUGUCUGAGACUCCUCAUCUUCUGCCUCCUCUUGAGCUUGAUUCUGGGGCAUUUUCUGCUGAUGCUGUAGAACCUGUUGUUUCUCAGGACAAUAUUGGUGAAUUGGAGGCCCAGAACGGGAAAGUAUGGAUUUCCAUGAAAGUUUCUGUUCUUAUCAAUCUUGUUGAGUUGAGUUUACAUGUGGGGGUAGCCAGAGAUGCAUCUCUGGCCACUAUACAGGUUGCUGGCGGAUGGCUUCUUUAUAAAUCUAAUAACCUUGGGGAAGGUUUUCUCUCGGCAACACUUAAGGAUUUCAUUGUGAUUGAUGAUAGGGAGGGAAUUGAAGAAGAAUUUAGGUUGGCAAUAGGAAAGCCUGAGAAGAUUGAUUAUGGUCCCCUUUGUGCAAUUGCAGAGCAUGAAAACCAGAAUGUGGCUAAUGCAAAUUUCAAAACGGAGACUGAGAUGAAACCAACUCCUACAAUGCUUAUACUUGAUGCAAAAUUUGGUCAACGCUCAACUAUCGUGUCUCUCUGUGUUCAAAGGCCACAAUUGCUUGUUGCACUUGAUUUUCUUCUGGCAGUUGUUGAGUUUUUUGUUCCAGCAGUUGGUGGUAUGCUGUCAAAUGAGGAAAAUAAGAAUCCUUUACAUGAAGUUGAUGCAGUUAUUUUGGACAAGUCAAUUUAUAGGCAAUCCCUAGCUGAAGUUUCACUCUCUCCUUUGACACCAUUAAUUGUUGACGAGGAAAGAUAUGACCAUUUCGUUUUUGAUGGUCAAGGUGGAAUUUUGCACUUAAAAGAUAAACAGGGACAUAAUCUUUCUGCGCCUAGCAAGGAAGCUAUUAUAUAUGUAGGAAGUGGAAAAAAACUACAAUUCAAAAAUGUCGUCAUAAAGAAUGGGAAAUAUUUAGAUUCUUGUAUUUUUCUGGGAAGCAAUAGCAGUUAUGUUGCUUCAAGGGAUGAUCAGGUCCAUUUGGAGGAAGAGGAUGAAGCAUCUAAUAUGGACUCCUCAAGUGGGAGCAUUAAUGGUUUACAAACUCAAAAUGCGGCAGUUGACAGAUCCACAGAAAUUGUCCUUGAGUUUCAGGCUAUUGGCCCAGAGUUCACAUUUUACAAUAGAUCAAAAGAUCUGGGAAUGUCAUCGACCAUCUCUAACAAAUUAUUGCAUGCACAGUUGGAUGCGUUUGCUAGGCUUGUUUUGAGGGGUGAUAUAAUUGAAAUGACUGCAAAUGCACUUGGUUUGAUGAUGGAGAGCAAUGGAAUCAGGAUUUUGGAGCCGUUUGAUACGUCUAUGAGUUAUUUGAAUGCUUCUGGGAAGACAGAGAUUCAUUUAUCUAUUACAAAUAUAUUCAUGAACUUUACUUUCAGCAUUUUGAGACUUUUUUUAGCAGUUGAAGAGGACAUCUUGUCAUUUCUGAGGAUGACUUCAAAACAGAAAACAGUAGCCUGUUUUGAGUUUGAUAAAGUUGGAACAAUAAGAAAUCCACAUAGUGACCAAGUCUAUGCCUUCUGGAGACCUCGUGCACCACCUGGCUUUGCAGUUCUUGGAGACUAUUUGACUCCAUUGGACAAGCCUCCUACAAAAGGAGUCGUUGCUGUGAAUAUGAACUUUGCAAGAGUCAAAAGACCUAUAUCUUUCAAACUAAUUUGGCCACUAUUAGCUUCUAAGGAAAUUUCUAAUCAAGGCAUAACCAGUUCUGUCACUUUACCAAAUGGUCAAAGCAGUGGAGAUGAUAGCUGUUCCAUUUGGUUUCCUGAAGCACCCAGAGGUUAUGUUGCAUUGGGCUGUGUGGUGUCUGCAGGAAGAAAACCACCACCUUUGUCUUCUGUUUUUUGCAUCUUGGCUUCUCUAGUUUCUCCUUGUCCCCUGAGGGAUUGUAUUGCCAUCUUCUCUCCCAACCUGUAUCCAUCAGCUUUGGCCUUUUGGCGUGUGGAAAAUUCUUUGGGUACUUUCUUGCCGGCAGAUCCAAUGACUCUUGGCUUACUGGGUGGUUCUUAUGAGUUACGCAAUAUAAAAUUUGGGCUCCAAGAGUUUUCUCCAAAAGCAUCCAAAAAUUCAGAUGCACAAGCUUUCUCUACAGGAGAUGUUGAUGGACUUCAAUCAGGAAAAUCAUCAUCUGUAAACUCUGCGCGACGGUUUGAAGCUGUUGCCAGUUUUCAAUUGAUAUGGUGGAACCGGACUUCAACCUCAAGGAAGAAAUUUUCCAUAUGGCGUCCAAUAGUCCCUCAGGGGAUGGUAUAUUUCGGUGAUAUCGCUGUUAAAGGGUAUGAGCCUCCCAAUACUUGCAUUGUCCUUCAUGAUACUGGGGAUGAAGAGUUUUUCAAAGCUCCUCUGGAUUAUCAACUCGUUGGACAGAUAAAGAAACAGAGGGGCAUGGAGAGUAUUUCUUUCUGGAUGCCCCAAGCCCCCCCAGGCUUUGUUUCAUUGGGCUGCAUUGCAUGUAAGGGCUCACCAAAACUUCAUGAUUUCAGCAAGUUAAGAUGCAUGCGCAGUGACAUGGUUGCUGGGGAUCAAUUCUUGGAGGAAAGUGUAUGGGAUACAUCAGAAGCCAAGCUUACAGCAGAACCAUUUAGUGUAUGGACAGUUGGAAGUGAGUUGGGGACCUUCAUGGUCCGCAAUGGUUUCAAAAAACCUCCAAAACGGUUUGCUCUAAAGUUGGCUGAUACUAAUAUACCAAGUGUUUCCAAUGAUACUGUUGUUGAUGCAAAAAUUGGAACCUUUUCUGCAGUCAUUUUUGAUGAUUAUGGUGGCAUGAUGGUUCCAUUGUUCAAUGUAUCUUUAAGUGGAAUAGGGUUCAAUUUGCAUGGAAGAACUGAUUACUUGAAUUCUACUAUCAGUUUCUCUUUGGCUGCGAGAUCAUAUAAUGAUAAGUAUGAAGCAUGGGAGCCACUUGUUGAGCCAGUUGUUGGAUUUCUAAGAUACCAAUAUGAUCUCAAUGCCCCAGGGGCAGCUUCACAGCUACGCUUGACCUCAACAAGGGACUUGAACUUAAAUAUUACUGUAUCCAAUGUUAAUAUGAUUAUUCAAGCAUAUGCAAGCUGGAAUAUUCUUAGUAAUGUCCACGAAUAUUACAAAAAAAGAGAAGAAUUUUCUCCAACUUAUGGGGCAAACUCUGUAAUCGACGUUCAUCAGAAGAGAAAUUAUUAUAUUAUCCCACAAAACAAUCUUGGUCAGGACAUUUUUAUUAGGGCAACUGAAAUCAGGGGACCAGCCAAUAUAAUAAGAAUGCCAUCUGGGGAUAUGAAGCCUGUGAAAGUUCCUGUUUCAAAAAAUAUGUUGGACUCUCACUUAAAUGGAAAACUUUGCUCAAAAGUUAGAAAAAUGGUGACUGUUGUUAUACUGGAUGCACAGUUGCCCGGAGUCGGUGGGUUGAGUUCCAAUUUCUACACUGUAGCAAUCCGUCUUACUCCAAACCAAGUUCUGGACAGUGAACCAGUAUUUCAUCAACAAAGUGCACGGACAAGUGGAAGCAUAUCUAACUCUUCCUCUGAAGUCGAAUUGGUCAACUGGAAUGAAAUAUUUUUCUUUAAAGUUGACUCUCAGGAUAAUUUCUUGUUGGAACUGAUUGUGACUGAUAUGGGAAAAGGUGAUCCAGUUGGAUUUUUUUCAGCUCCUCUGAAUCAGAUUGCAGGAAAUAUCCAAGAAAAUCUAAAUUGGUGUGACUAUCUGAAUUACUUGACCUGGAUAGACCUAUCCCCUGCAAAAUAUCUGACCACACAUCUUGGAGAUAAACAUAAGUCAUCCCGGAGAAUAAGAUGUGCUGUACUCUUGUCACCUGGAUCUGACAGUGAGGAUAGAAAUGAUGUUUCUAAUGAUCGCAGUAAAUCUGGAUUUAUUCAGAUCAGUCCCAGCAUGCAAGGACCUUGGACAACUGUGAGACUAAACUAUGCUGCACCUGCUGCUUGUUGGCGACUAGGAAAUGAUGUUGUUGCCAGUGAAGUCAGUGUGAAGGAUGGCAAUAGAUAUGUAAACAUAAGGUCUCUGGUUUCUGUAUAUAAUAAUACAGAUUUUAUGCUUGAUUUGCAUCUUGUAUCCAGUGAUUCCAGAACACCCAAGGAUUUACAGAGUGAUGAUGGAGCUGAAACAGAUGAGUUCUUGGAAACUGAAAUCUACAGCCCAACAGUUGGAUGGGUCAGCUACUCAAAUUACUUAGAACGUGAAGGUUUCCAUGAGGCUUCUUUUGGAGGUCAGUUACCAUCAGGAUGGGAAUGGAUUGAUGAUUGGCAUUUAGAUACACCAUCUGUCAAUACUGAGGGUUGGGUUUAUUCUCCAGAUGUUGAAAGCCUAAAGUGGCCCGAGUCGUUUGAUCCUCUAAAGUUUGUGAAUCAUGCAAGGCAAAGGAGAUGGAUCAGGAAUAGGAGGCAAAUUUCAGGGGGAGUAAAGCAAGAGAUAUCCAUUGAGCCAUUGAAACCUGGAGAGACUGUACCUCUUCCUUUAUCAGGCUUGACACAUUCUGGAAUGUAUGUCUUGCAGUUUAGACCUUCAAGAGCUAGUACUCAUGAUGAAUAUUCCUGGAGUUCUGUAGUGGAUAGGCCUGAUCGAACCUUGCAAUAUGGCAUGCUGAGAGGUUCUGAAAUAUGUGUAUCAACUCUUACAGAGUCGGAUGAACUUUUAUACUGCACCCAGAUAACUGGCACCUCGUCAAAUAGUUCUCAUCGAUUGUGGUUUUGUGUAAGCAUACAAGCCACAGAGAUUGCAAAAGACAUUCAUUCUGAUCCUAUUCAGGACUGGACUCUUGUGGUCAAAUCCCCGUUAUCUAUCAGCAAUUAUCUUCCAUUUGCAGCUGAAUACUCUGUUCUUGAAAUGCAAGUGAGUGGUCAUUUUGUUGCAUGUGCUAGGGGAAUAUUUGCUCCAGGAAAAACUGUGAAGAUUCACACAGCUGACAUAGGAAAGCCUCUAUUCUUUUCACUUGUUCCACAGAGAGGGUGGCUGCCAAUUCAGGAUGCUGUUCUUAUAUCUCAUCCUAGUGGGUUUCCAUCUAAAACAAUAAGCUUAAGGAGUUCAGUUUCUGGAAGGAUUGUUCAACUUAUCCUCGAACAAAGUUAUGGCAAGGAGCAGCCGCUGCUUGCAAAAGUCAUUAGAGUCUACGCCCCUUAUUGGUUUUCAAUUGUUAGCUGCCCUCCACUUACAUAUAGGCUUAUAGAUCUGACACAGAAAAAACAUGCACGGAAGAUAGCUAUGCCAUUUGAAUCCAAAAAGAGCAACGAAGUAAUUCUGGGGGAAAUAACUGAAGAGGAAAUAUAUGAAGGUUGUACAAUUGCUUCAGCUUUGAACUUCAAUUUUUUGGGCAUUUCAGUAUCAAUUGCUCAACCUGGUGAGGACCAGCACCAUGGGCCUGUUACAGAUCUUUCUCCCCUUGGUGACAUGGAUGGAUCCUUGGAUCUUUAUGCUUAUGAUGCCAAUGGUAACUGCAUGAAGCUUUUUAUUUCCACAAAGCCAUGUCUCUACCAAUCUGUCCCAACAAAGGUAAUUUCUGUACGGCCAUUCAUGACAUUUACCAACAGACUUGGUCAAGAUAUAUCUAUCAAGUUGAACACUGGAGAUGAACCAAAGGUUCUUCUUGCAUUUGAUUCAAGAGUCUCCUUUGUACAUUGCAGAGCAGAUGGAGCUGAUCAACUCCAGGUCCGCUUAGAAGAUACAGAAUGGUCAUACCCUGUUAAAAUUACAAAAGAGGACACCUUCUUUCUUGUUUUAAGGAGAUCAAAUGGUACACGAAAAAUUUUAAGGACGGAAGUACGGGGAUUUGAAGAAGGAUCACGCUUUAUAGUCGUGUUCCGCUGUGGGUCAACUGAUGGUCCUAUCAGGAUUGAGAACAGAACAAGUAGCAAGACUAUAAGCAUUCGUCAGUCAGGAUUUGAUGAUGAUGCAUGGUUUGUAUUGGUACCCUUGUCGACAACAAAUUUUUCGUGGGAAGAUCCAUAUGGCCAAAAAUUCAUUGAUGUGAAGAUAGAUAGUGAUGGUAGAAUUAGUAUUUUGAAAUUUGAUUUGGAAAGGACUGGGAUAUCUUCAGCACAGGAUGGUGGUGAAACAAGAUUACAAUUCUAUGUCACAGAAAUGGGAGAUAUCAAAGUUGCUAGGUUUACUGAUAACAGGGGUUCAAUUUCACAUGGGGAAAGCACAUCUGUGACACCUUCUGGUUAUUGGGGAGAUUCUCACAGGCAGAAUGAGAUACUCAAUGAAACCACACCUCUAGAACUUAUAGUUGAGCUGGGAGUGGUUGGAAUUUCUGUUGUGGAUCACAGACCAAAAGAGCUCUGUUACUUGUACUUGGAAAGGGUUCUUGUAUCAUACUCUACUGGCUAUGAUGGUGGGAAAACAAGCAGGUUCAAGAUCAUACUUGGUUAUUUGCAGCUUGACAAUCAACUUCCCUUAAGCUUGAUGCCAGUGCUGUUGGCACCUGAACAGACCGCUGAUAUACAUCAUCCAGUUUUUAAGAUGACUAUUACAAAACACAAUGAGAACACUGAUGGCAUCCAAGUCUACCCAUAUGUAUACAUACGGGUUACUGAGAAGGUUUGGAGGCUUAAUAUCCAUGAACCUAUUAUCUGGGCAUUUGUGGAUUUCUACAACAAACUUCAGCUUGAUCAUGUCCCCCAAAGUUCUAGUGUCACGCAAGUUGAUCCUGAGAUACGUGUAGAGUUAAUAGAUGUUUCGGAAAUAAGGCUGAAGGUGUCGCUAGAGACAGCGCCAGCUCAGAGACCUCAUGGGGUUCUAGGCGUAUGGAGUCCCAUUCUGUCUGCAGUUGGAAAUGCAUUCAAAAUUCAGGUUCAUUUGAGGAGGGUGAUGCAUAGAGACAGAUUCAUGCGAAGGAGUUCCAUUAUGCCUGCUGUUGGGAACCGCAUUUGGAGAGAUCUAAUCCAUAAUCCUUUACAUCUGAUAUUUUCUGUAGAUGUACUUGGUAUGACAAGUUCAACAUUGGCCUCCCUUAGUAAAGGCUUUGCUGAACUUUCAACUGAUGGACAGUUUCUGCAAUUACGUUCUAAGCAGGUGGGAUCAAGGAGAAUCACUGGGGUAGGUGAUGGAAUUAUCCGAGGAACUGAAGCUCUGGCACAAGGUGUUGCCUUUGGCGUAUCUGGAGUUCUGACAAAGCCAGUGGAGAGUGCUAAACAAAAUGGUCUCUUAGGACUUGCUCAUGGCCUUGGGCGUGCAUUCUUAGGAUUUAUUGUACAACCAGUCAGUGGUGCGUUAGAUUUUUUCUCGCUGACAGUUGAUGGAAUAGGUGCAAGUUGUUCCAAAUGCUUAGAAGUUUUCAGUGACAAGACUACCUUCCAUAGAGUUAGAAACCCUCGAGCUAUUCGUGCAGAUUGUAUUUUGAGGGAGUACUGUGAGAAAGCAGCUGUUGGCCAGAUGAUACUCUGUCUUGCAGAAGCAAGUCGACGUUUUGGCUGUACUGAAAUAUUUAAGGAGCCCUCAAAAUAUGCAUGGUCCGAUUAUUUUGAAGAAUUUUUUAUUGUGCCUUACCAAAGGAUUGUUUUAGUCACCAACAAAAGAGUCAUGUUGCUGCAGUGCUCGUCUCUAGACAAGAUGGAAAGGAAACCUUCCAAGAUCAUGUGGGAUGUGCCAUGGGAAGAACUCAUGACCCUGGAGCUGGCAAAAGCAGGCUGCCGCCAACCUUCACACUUACUCCUGCAUCUCAAGAAUUUUAAAAGAUCUGAAAAUUUUGUUCGAGUCAUAAAAUGCAAUGUGGAGGAAGAAUCAGAGAGAAGUGAACCCCAAGCUGUUAGGAUUUGUUCUGUAGUGCGUAGGAUGUGGAAAGCUUACCAAUCUGACUUGAAAAGCUUAAUUCUGAAGGUUCCCUCAAGUCAAAGACAUGUCUACUUUUCUUGGAGUGAAGCUGAUGGGGAGGAGCCACAUAUCCCAAGUAAAGCCAUUAUAGAGUCAAGAGAGCUAUCUUCGUCAAGUAAUGCAUCUGGGGAAGGGAAAUUUGUUAAACACAGUAUCAACUUUUUGAAGAUCUGGAGCAGUGAAUAUGAACCUAAAAGUCGAUGCAAAUUGUGUAGGAAGCAGGUUCCCGGGGAGAACAGAAUAUGCAGCAUAUGGAGACCUGUUUGCCCAAACGGGUACAUCUCCAUCGGGGAUAUAGCUCGUGUUGGCAGCCAUCCUCCAAAUGUUGCUGCUCUUUAUCACGACAUUGACAGAUUGUUUGCACUCCCUGUGGGUUAUGACUUGGUAUGGAGAAAUUGUCCGGAUGACUACAAAAAUCCCGUGUCGAUUUGGCAUCCAAGGGCUCCAGAGGGAUUUGUGGCUCCUGGGUGCGUUGCUGUGGCUGGUUUUGAGGAGCCAGAACCCCAUUUGGUACGGUGUGUAGCAGAAUCACUGUUGGAGGAAACAGAAUUCGAAGAGCAAAAGAUAUGGUCAGCUCCAGAUUCAUACCCAUGGGCUUGUCAUAUUUAUCAAGUGAAAAGCGAUGCUCUUCACUUUGCUGCCCUAAGGCAAAAAAGAGAAGAUUCUGACUGGAAGCCAGUGAGAGUUGUUGAUUAUCCUCACUUUCCAGCGAUAGGAUGAGAAAUUCUAUAUUUUUAGCUGUGAUUGGUUUGAUAAAUAAUAGCAAACGAGCAGGUGAAUUAUAUUUCCCAAAAUAUUGGGGGAUGAAAUAGGUUUUCGAUUUUUUUUUUUAUAUAUAAACAGAAAAUUACAAUCAUGUAUAGUGUAUUAUUGUGUUCAUGGAAAAUAAUGUCAUCUUUUGUUUUCUUUUUA
Manihot esculenta (cassava) is the source of this 13485-nucleotide messenger RNA. RefSeq lists its product as uncharacterized. Gene Ontology annotation, cellular component: extrinsic component of membrane. Lineage: Eukaryota; Viridiplantae; Streptophyta; Magnoliopsida; Malpighiales; Euphorbiaceae. Bases 274 to 13293 code for a protein of 4339 amino acids. The record is from RefSeq and is a predicted model, not a curated record. The transcript has 64 exons. Gene Ontology annotation, biological process: protein targeting to vacuole; protein retention in Golgi apparatus.